UUGCUAUACUCAAAAUACUAUAUACUAUAUAAAACAUAUAUACUCAAAAUAUCUUAUGUACUUUUUCUCUUUGUUUGCUUUCUUCUAUAUAUUUCUUUCUUUAUUCUAUUUGUUUUGUCCAUUAGCAAUAGAAUUAAGCACAAUGCAUGAUCACACUCACCAAUACCCUCUUCCUUGUUUGUAUUGUCAUCCACAUAGCUAUAUUAGAAUGGUUCAAAAUCUCAUAGAGAGAUGCAUGAUCUUUCACAUGAGUCAAGACCAAUGCAUAAAGGCACUAGAAGAACAUGCAGGGAUUCAGCCACUUGUUACUCUUACAGUGUGGAGAGAGUUGCAAAAGGAGAAUGAAGAGUUCUUUAGAGCAUAUUUGCAACAAUUUAUCCCUCCAAGCCCGUUCACUCAUUUUGAAAAGAAACAUUGGAAAUGAUCAACAAAGUGAGAUGGAUGGAUGAAGUUUGUCCCUAUUAGUUAUUAAAGAUGGAUGAAGGAUUAACUAUUAUUGUUGUGUUAAAUAUUAUAAUGGUGAUUGAUUAGAUGGAAGAAGUUGUAUAUGAUUUGUUUGUUUAGUAUAUCCAUUAGACUUUGUGACCAUAAUGCAUAUAUAUAGUGAUUAUUAAUGAUUAUAGUUUUUAAAUAUUUGAUGUGGUUUUAGAAAACAAAGUUAAAGUUGUAACAUAUGGCAUGGUAUUGGUUGUAACUUUUGGCCAAGUGUAAGUCCUCAAUCGACAAAAGUGAUUCAAGUGUUUUAUAUUUACUUUUUGUAA
Messenger RNA from Medicago truncatula (barrel medic), 761 nucleotides. RefSeq lists its product as uncharacterized. Bases 56 to 424 code for a protein of 122 amino acids. The transcript is spliced from 4 exons. The record is from RefSeq and is a predicted model, not a curated record. Lineage: Eukaryota; Viridiplantae; Streptophyta; Magnoliopsida; Fabales; Fabaceae.